CUCUGAUCUCUUCUGCAGCUCUCGUUGGAUUCUCAUGGCGAGGCCAGAGAUGGAUUACAUUCUCGUCCCUCUAGGCCUGAUAAUAAUGGUCGGCUAUCACCUAUGGCUUCUUCUCUACAUCUUCCGCCGCCCCACCAUGACCGUCAUCGGCAUCAACGCCAUCAACCGCCGCAUAUGGGUUCAAGCCAUGAUGGAGGACCCCAUAAAGAGCGGAGUUUUAGCGGUCCAAACCCUAAGGAACAACAUCAUGGCAUCAGCACUAAUGGCCUCAGCCUCCGUCAUGCUCUGCUCUCUGCUCGCCAUCCUUAUCAACAACAGCAACAGUGGCGGCGGUGUGCAGACUGAUCAUGAACGGCUUGCCGGAACAAAGUUCUUCUCCAUCCUCUUGUGUUUUCUGGUAGCCUUUCUGCUGAACGUGCAGUCGGUGAGAUAUUAUAGCCAUGCAAGCGUUAUGAUAAACGUGCCGGAGAAGUGGGAGAGGGGGAGGAGAAGAAGGCCGGAUUAUGUGGCGAGUUUGCUUGACAGAGGGACUUACUGCUGGUCGCUGGGGCUCAGAGCUUGUUAUUUCUCCUUUCCUCUGUUUUUGUGGAUUUUUAGUGCGGUGGCUAUGGUGGCUUGUUGUGUUGCUAUGGUUGUGGUGUUGUAUUUUCUUGAUGUUUAUAUGGAUUGGGGUGAAGGUGAGGAGGAGGAGGGGGUUGGUGGUGUUUGA
This is a messenger RNA of Phalaenopsis equestris, 709 nucleotides long. RefSeq lists its product as uncharacterized. The transcript is spliced from 2 exons. NCBI's taxonomy places the organism in Eukaryota, Viridiplantae, Streptophyta, Magnoliopsida, Asparagales, Orchidaceae. The record is from RefSeq and is a predicted model, not a curated record. Bases 35 to 709 code for a protein of 224 amino acids.